Molecule: messenger RNA, 2476 nt
Organism: Rhinolophus ferrumequinum (greater horseshoe bat)
Lineage: Eukaryota; Metazoa; Chordata; Mammalia; Chiroptera; Rhinolophidae
Gene: LRRC52
Product: leucine rich repeat containing 52
Exons: 2
Coding region: 357-1301 (314 amino acids)
Cellular component (GO): voltage-gated potassium channel complex
Molecular function (GO): potassium channel activator activity; transmembrane transporter binding; voltage-gated potassium channel activity
Source: RefSeq, a predicted model, not a curated record
UCACAAAGGGGGCCACUGGCUACCUCACUGUCAUGUGGCUGUCCCCUGGCUCUCCUUCACUUGCAAACGCAGGGCAAGGGCGAGACCUUUCAGAGCCGCCAAGUGGGCAGGCUUCCAGCAGCAGGCGGAGUGAGCGAUCGGCUGAGCCACUCAGCCAGGCGCUGGGGCACCGGCCUCGCGUUUCAACGUCUGUUCAGUUCUCCUGUAAUGGAAAAUUGCUUUGAACAAAGCUAGAGUGUUACAGUUCUUUCCAGCGCCCCGCCCCCCGCCCAGACAGCCUUCUGAUCGGAGGGACAGCGCUGGCCCGCCCGCCCGCAGAAAGGUACAAGGAGGGAGUCGCGCCGAGGCUUCCUACUAUGUCCCUUGCUUCAGGCCCUGUGCCCGGGUGGUUACUCUUCUCCUUUGGAAUGGGACUGGUGUCGGGGUCAAAGUGUCCAAACAACUGUCAGUGCCAAGCCCAGGAAGUGAGCUGCUCGGGGAGGAAGCUAAGUGAGUACCCCCCCGACGUCCCCCUGGACACCCGGAGGCUCUACCUGAACGAUAACAGCAUCACGUUCCUGCCGGCGAUGGACCUCGGCCUCCUCAGCGACCUUGUUUACUUGGACUGCCGGAAUAACCAGAUCGGCGAGGUGAUGGACUACACCUUCGUCGGAGUCUACAAACUCGUCUACCUCGACCUCAGCUCCAACAAGCUGAGGUCCAUCUCCCCGUACAGCUUCUCCGUGCUCAGCAACCUGGUGCAGCUGAAUAUCUCCAAUAACCCUCACUUGCUAUCUCUGAGCAAGCACACCUUUGCCAACACCAGCUCCCUGAGGUACCUGGACCUCAGAAACACCGGCCUCCAGACCUUGGACCACACCGCCUUCCAGAACCUUCUGACGCUGCAGACCCUGUACCUGAGUGGGAACCCGUGGAAGUGCAACUGCUCCUUCCUGGACUUCACCGUCUACUUAAUCGUGUCCCAUCUGAGCCACGCAGAUGACCUCAACGCCACGUGCGUGGAGCCCCCGGACCUGGCGGGGUGGCCCAUCUCGCAGGCUGGGAACCCGCUGCGGUACAUGUGCAUUACGCACCUGGAGAGCCGGGACUACAUGUUCCUGCUGCUCGUCGGCUUCUGCAUCUUCGCGGCGGGCACCGUGGCGGCCUGGCUCACCGGCAUGUGCGCCGUGGUCUACCAGAAUGCCAACCGCAAGUCGAGCGAGACUGAGGACGAGGACGAGCACGGGCAGCGGGUGGUCAGCAGGCGCAUCUUCCAGAGCAAGGCCGACUCGGGCCACGACGGCUUCCCGCAGCUCAUUUAGUGGCCAGAGGCCGGGGUGGCGGGCCCUUCCCGGGCUCCCGCAUUCUCUCCUCCCUCCCACCCCCACAGCUGUCCUAGAGAUUGAAGCCUGUUAGUAAAAUAAAUAAAAGGCUUGCUGGCCAGUUCACAGGCUGCUCCCUUCCCGCUUGACCAGCCCCUGAGCACUUCCGGGGUCUCAGCCGGAGGGCACAGAACCCAGUCCAGAAAGGCUGUGGGGUCUAAGUGCUGAGGGAGCCCACCCCCCAGCCAGCAACUCCAGUUUGAGGACCCCCUGCUCUGCCCUUCUCUAAGUGCUGUCCGGGGAGCCCCAGAAAUACACAAUGCAACAUCCACCUUCCAAGAGCAACAACUCGGGGGAAAUGAGACUGAAAUGAACCAAGUAGAGAGAAGCACGACACAAUGGCAAGAGCUGACCUGAACGGAAUAUCCCCGAGGGCUUUCGUCCAGCCGGGUCACCCUGAUCACAGCAGUCAUACAAUAGCGAUACGCGUGUACAGUGCCAGGCUGAGGCCUGGGCAGGUCACACAGCUGACUGAGGUCACCCCGAUGGCCAGCGGCACAGCCUCCCAAAGGCCGCGUCCUUCCUGUCACAGGAAGCUGCCUCCCCAGAUGUUCAGCAACAUCUCCGACAGCUGGGCGGUGAGCCCAGGACAGAAGAGAGGAGGGAGACCCGCGGAGGUGGCCCCCACUUCCUGGGUCCUUACCCGGUGCCCAGGAUCAGACCCAGCCUUACACACACGUUCUCACCGGGUUAACCCUGACAACCAGAUACGGGGUUGGUACCCUCGUUUCCCAAAGCUCAGAGAGGCCAAGCAACCAGUCCAAGACCACACAGCUGGCAGGAAGCAGAACAACGACUGGGUCCCGGGCUUCCUGCCCCCCAAGCCUGUGCUCCAUGAGUUAAGAGCCGCUGUCUUUCUUGAACUGCUGAAUGGAACGGCCAAGUCUACACAGUGUGGUCCAGCUCUCAGGGCUGCUCAGAAGACGGAGUCUGGCCGGGCCUUAUUCCCUGGCCAGGAAUACAGAGUUGAAGGGAAGGAAGGAAGAGAAAUCAUGUCAGAGAGAAAAGCAAGGCCAGACGCUGCAGGGCCUCAGAUACGCCUGUGUUACUCGGGAUUAGGAUAGGCUGUGCUGCAGGUGACAGACGAACCCCAAAGUUUUGCUGGCUGAGCACAA